Messenger RNA from Macrosteles quadrilineatus (aster leafhopper), 4734 nucleotides. RefSeq names its product atlastin (gene atl). Gene Ontology annotation, molecular function: GTPase activity; GTP binding. Gene Ontology annotation, biological process: protein homooligomerization; endoplasmic reticulum organization. The transcript has 11 exons. The record is from RefSeq and is a predicted model, not a curated record. Lineage: Eukaryota; Metazoa; Arthropoda; Insecta; Hemiptera; Cicadellidae. Bases 66 to 2252 code for a protein of 728 amino acids.
UGCCUCGCUGAGAUGUUUGCGUCCGUGUAGUCCCGACUGUCUUGUGUCUAGUCUAACUUUAUAACAUGGACUCCCGGCGGCGCCCCCCAGAGAGACCACGAAGAAAACCUCGCGAUAAAUCCCCUGCUGUUGGUUUAUUAUCAGAGGGGUACAGUGUAGAUGUAGAUUCAGAAGAAGUACCACCAAGAUUGAUUGACAGCCAGAUUGAUAAAGUUCUAGAGAGACCAGUCAGAAGAAGGACGGUAAACAAACGAGCUGCUGAAAUUACCGAAGUUAAGACUGUACCUAAACAGACACCAAACACUACUGAAGAUUCAAACGAAAGUGAAGGAGACACAGUCAAGGCUACAUUUCAAGUUCUUGUGAAAGACGUAGAAAUUAAAAAAGUUCCACUUCGAGAAUUUCAACGACUAGCGCCACGAGAGAAAGAGGGAGAGCUUCAGAAAACUCUACCCGACAAAAACUUAGAAGUUGGGAGUUUCUUUCGACUCCACCAUACUGUAAGAGAGGAAAAUCAGUUACCCAAAGAAGGCGAGCUGGCACGGUUGGGGAAAAAGGAUUUUGAAAAAAGACCGAGUGAGAAAAGGAAAGAGGAGGAAAAAGAGUCUGGUAGAGAAGAAAUAUCAGACAACAUUGAAAGAACAAUGUCCGAAGAACAUGUAAUAGCAGAGCCAGUACAGGUGGUGAUUGCCAAGCCAAAACAUCAAUUUGAGCUUGAUGAGGAAGCCUUGGCCAGGGUUCUGUUACACCAAGAUAUCAAAGACAAGCAUGUGGUUGUUGUCUCUGUUGCUGGUGCUUUUCGGAAAGGAAAAUCAUUUCUACUUGACUUUUUCCUGCGGUAUAUGAAAUCAAAGUAUUCCUCGAUCAGUCUUGGCAGCAAAGGGGUAGACUGGCUGGGACCAGAUGAUGCUCCACUGGAAGGCUUCUCUUGGAGGGGUGGUUCUGACCGGGAAACUACUGGCAUUCUGGUGUGGUCCGAAGCUUUUGUCGCUCCUCUACCCUCCGGUGAAAAGGUGGCAGUUCUGCUGAUGGAUACCCAAGGAGCGUUUGAUCAGGAGAGCACUGUCAAGGACUGUGCCACUGUGUUUGCUCUAAGCACUAUGGUCAGCUCUCUGCAGAUAUAUAAUCUAUCACAGAACAUACAGGAAGAUGACCUAAUGAACCUUCAGUUGUUCACGGAGUAUGGUAAACUCGCUCUGGAGGACUCUGGAAACAAACCGUUUCAAAAACUGAUGUUUCUAGUCAGAGACUGGAGCUACCCGUAUGAGGCCAAGUACGGUUUGCAGGGGGGAGCCCAGCUAUUGGCAAAGAGACUACAGAUUAAAGAAGACCAAGACCCUCAGCACCAAACGAUCCGAAGACAUAUUAAAGAAUGUUUCACAGACAUCAGUUGUUUCUUGUUACCACAUCCUGGGUUCAAGGUAGCGACCAACCCAGAGUUUGAUGGCAAGUUGAAAGAUAUUGAACCAGACUUUGUAGAAAACCUGAAAACAUUGAUCCCUAUCUUACUAUCCCCUGAAAAUUUGAUUGUUAAAGAAAUUGGAGGACAGAAAGUAAAAGCAAAGGAGUUGAUGCAAUACUUCAAGUCUUACAUGAAAAUAUACAACAGCAACGAACUGCCAGAGCCAAAAACCAUGCUUGUGGCAACUGCCGAGGCCAACAACCUGUCAGCUGUGGCUGCUGCCAAGGAGACGUACCAUCAGCUGAUGGAGGCUGUGUGUGGGGGAGCCAAGCCUUACCUCAGUUCAGCCCACCUGGAGACUGAGCACCUUCGUAUCAAGGACAAGGCCAUGGAGUUGUUCAUCAAGAAACCCAAGAUGGGUGGAGAAGAAUUCUCUAGACUCUACAAGGAAAAGCUGGAGGAGGACAUUGAUGAACAGUUCAACGCUUUCAAAGCACAUAAUGAAAGCAAAAACAUCUUUAAGGCAGCUCGAACACCGGCUGUGUUCUUUGUGAUUGCGACUGUGUUCUAUGUGAUAUCAGGAGUGUUCGCAUUAUUUGGCCUUUACCCUCUCGCCAGCACAUGCAACAUGGUCAUGGGCAUCGCUCUUCUAACACUCAUCCUCUGGUCAUAUAUUAGGUACAGUGGAGAAAUGAGGGAACUUGGAGAGCAGCUCGAUGAAAUAGCAAACCUCAUUUGGGACAAUGUGAUGAAGCCGGUGUAUCAGCUGUUUGUAGAGAAGAGUCUAGAACACGCUGCCAGUCAGGCUGCCAACCUUGCUACACAGAAUGGCAAGGUGAAGGGCUCGUGAUAGCGACCACUCACCUACCACACUCACCAGUGCCUCCCCCCCAGUAACAGAUCCAUAGGUUGUUAAAAACUGUUGUGAAUAGUUAACCAAAAAGGCACGAUUGUUAUCUUGUAAAUAUAUAUCUUUGUUAAUACAUAUUUCUUCCCUGGUUAUACUUUGCAUUUGUUUUUAUCACAUUUCAUCUUCUUAUGAUAAUUUCUAUUAUAAUUAAAUUUCUAGCUGUACACCUGUGUUUAAAAUUUAUUGUGAUAUCGCUUUUUGAUUUAUUUACUAUUUAUUUACUUAUAAAAUUAAUCCUUUAUUACUGUUUGUAUGGAGUAAUGUUUUUUUAAUUGGUUUUUGUCUAGAUGUCGAUUUCCAAUUUCAUUAUUUGUACGUACGAUCGGGUAAUUUAGAGUAGCAUAAUUUUAUACAUUUUUAUUUUGUACAUAAAAUGUCCGUUUUCAAAACAUAGUCUUUCAUCAAAUAAAUUAUUUAAGUGUGAAUUUGUGGUUUGUUAUUACUGAUUAAUGAGUCAAGCAAAAAUAUAUUGUACUUGUACUAUAUAAAAUUGUACAUUAUGAUGAUUUUAAAUGUAUUCAAAUGUCAUCUUAAACUGGGUACUAUGUUUAAAUACAUGUAAAAUAUGUCUUAAAUACACAACUACAAGUAUUUAAAUAUUUCUACUUUUGUGAAAAAUUAUAUCAAAUAUAUAAACUAUAGGAUGAAAACCCUUCAGAACUAUUUCCUUUAAAUAUUUUACCCACACAUAAUCAUAAUGAAUCAUUACAUUUGAUCCUUCCUUAUAGUAAAAAAAGAGAGAUUAUUGAUGUCUUCAUGAUUCUCCCAAUAUAUAUGUAAAUAGAACAUGAACAAAGGUUUAUUGUACAUCACUAUUUAGAUUCUCUUCAAUAUACAGUGCCAUUUGUUAGUAACUAUUCAUAGCCAUAGACAAGCAGCUAUAGUAUUGCCUAGUGCCUUACCAGUGUAUUUAAUUGUUUGUGGCAUAAAAUGUGUUUCAUGUAUUAGUACUAAUCAAAAAGUUCAGUAAUACUUCUAACGAAACCGAAAUAGUUCAUUAAUUUGUUAGUCUAGCAUUCCUCCCUCUGUUUUAAAAUGCAAUUCAGUUAUUUCGUCUUGAGUACAGUAGAACUCCAAUAAUCCUAAUUUCAACUAACCGAAUCACAGAUUAUUUAAAUAGCUUACAGAAAGAAUUUUAAUAGCCUAAAACUUAAGUAAUAAGGAAUUUUAUAGAAGAAGGCAGAUCACCAGCAAUCACACGACAGCUAGAAUUUUUCGCAAUAUCAUCUUUAAUAAUUAUGUUGCGUGAAAAUCGAGCCACUCGCACACCUUUACUAAACAACUUAUACAUCAUUUUUAGUAUUUGCAGGUGUAUAAUCUGUAAAAAUGUUCUCAUUUUAUUCACCAGUAUUUAAAAUUUCUUUCAGUACCAAAAUUUAAGUAUUUCCUUUAAAAUGCCCCAAAUUUCGGAAACAAUAAAAUUAUACACAUUUGUUAUCAUCCCAAUUUGGUAUGGUCCCAGUUGAUUGGAUAAUUGAAGUUUUACUGUAGCUAUGUAUUUAGUGUAUUUGGCUGUCUAAACUUUUAUUCUGUACUGAAACUUACAGAAAUGAACGCAAUAUUUGUUUGCCACAAUUAACAUUUUACUAGUUACAAAGACCAUAACUCAUCUAUUGAGGGUUGUGUGAUCAAUAAAAUCCUCAUAGAGUAGGGCUUCCUCAUUACUUAGUUUAUGAAGGGAGCUACCUUUUGAUCAUACCAUUUCGGUAAUUAAAGAUUCUCUUAACACAUAAUUUUACAAAACAUUCAUUUUUAUUCUACAAGUCUAUUUUUUUAUUUUUGUUUUUUUACAUUAAGCCAUUAUAUUGUUAACCCCUCUUACAUUACAAUAAUUCUACAAAUACAAAUAAAUUAAUCAUAAGGCAAAACAUCCGCUAAUCCAUGAUUAUCACACAACUUACAUGCUUAUAAUCUUAAAUAUAAGAAAUUUGUUCAAUAUAAGAAUUGUUUAUUGCUUUUAGAUGAUGAAAAUAACUAUGUUUAAAUUUCUGGAAUAAGAGUAAAAAAGUUUAAUCUAUUAUUUGUUUAAAUUAUAUUAUUUUAAGGUUAUAAAAGAAUUUAAAAGAAAAAAAUAUUUAUUUUUGUACGAUAUAGAUAAUUAUAGCCUAUGUUAGAUUAAAUUAUUAUUCAUUUUUUGAACAGCUUUAGUUGAACUUAUCGUGCAGUAUUUUUUUUAACAGUUAUGUUUUAAAAACUUUCCUUCAAAGUCUUUUUGCUUGACAGUUUUACUUAUUGUUUUUUUUUUUAUGUGUGUUAUGUCUGUGUCAAUAAUUAUAAUAUUAAUAUUAUUAUUUUGCUCACUUCCUGUUACAUUGUUACAAUAAUCAAAGUUUUAAUUAGUAAGUGAUCUUGUGAUAAAAAUGUUGCCAAGUGUAAAAAUGUUGAUUGGGUCUUUUGGUAAAUAAACCUAUUUUUAUAAAAA